AUGGCAAAGAAGCAGACAAAGAAACAGCAGAACAAAAACGAAAGUAGCAUUUCGGAAAGUGAGCACUCUGCCACAGAGAGCAAUGCCAGUACUGAGGCAAGCAGCACUGAGGAGAGCAACAACGUUAAGGAGAUGAGUGCUAGCGAAGAAAGGGACGAUAACUCCGAGGAUGUGAGUUCUGGAGAAGAGACUGGUGAUGCAAGUACGGAGGAGGACAAGCAACAAAAAGCAAAGCCGGUUAGGAGUGCGGGUCUGGAGGAUAAGGAGGAGUUGAGCUGUGCAACCUCUUCUGAUGAGGGAAAAGAUACAGAACAUAAGGAAAGUGAGUCUGAUGAGGCGAGCAACGUUAAAUCUGGCGAUGCGGAGGAACCGCGUGCGAGUAAGCAAUCGGAUAAGUCUCAGGCGGAUGAUGCCACGGUGUUUGUCAAGGGAUUUGACAGAAGUGUUACUGAGCUAAUGGUUGAGGAGGAGUUCGGUAAAAUUGGAAAGGUAGUGAACGUGCGCAUGCCGAAGGAUCGCGAUACAUCUGAGAACAAGGGUUUCUGCUACGUAGAGUUCAGCAAUGCACAAUCGGCGAAGAAAGCUUUGUCCUACAACGGAAAGACUCUGCUUGAUUGCACCAUAGUGAUUGAUACACCGAAGAAGACCGGAAACUUUACUCUGUUCGUGAAGAACCUGCCCUACACAGCCACCGUUGAGGACAUAAAAGAUGUUUUUUCGAAGUACAACGUGAAAAAUGUUCGGUUACCGGCCGAUGAGGAUGAGGAGCGCAACAGAGGAUUUUGUUUUGUUGAAUUUGGAAAUGAGCAGGACAUGAAGAAGGUGUUGAACGGUAAGUUUAAUAUGGAAGAGAGAAAAUUGUUCAUCAAUGAACCGAAGGACAGGAAAGAUCGUGGAAAUGGCGGUUUUAACAGGGAUAGAAGAGAUGGCGACAAAGGGUUCGGCAGAGGCAAUAAUAGAGAGAGACGAUUUAACGACCGGGGAGGAUUCAAUAAAAACGAUAGAAGGAAUUCUAAGGACAGGGGAAGUAAGAGGUUCAAGGAGAAUGAGAAUAAGAAGAUAGUUUUUGAUGACAAUAGUGAUUAAUUAAAUUAUUGAUUGGCGGUA
This is a messenger RNA of Vavraia culicis subsp. floridensis, 1107 nucleotides long. RefSeq lists its product as uncharacterized. Gene Ontology annotation, molecular function: RNA binding. NCBI's taxonomy places the organism in Eukaryota, Fungi, Microsporidia, Pleistophoridae. The transcript has a single exon. The record is from RefSeq and is a predicted model, not a curated record. The coding region runs from base 1 to 1086 and encodes 361 amino acids.